AUGGUACACAUAUCACUCCCUAGAGGCCUCAGCCAACUUGGAGGAAAACACAAGGACAAAGAUCAAGCCGCUGGUGGUUCUGCCCCCAAUGGAAGUGGUAGCAGACGGCCCAGCCCUCCGGAACUUGGGAGUAACAACAACAGCACUGUUGCCCUGGUCGAUCAAAAACCACUAAUCCUCAAAGUUUAUGUUAUCAAGGCGAGAAACCUGGCACCGAAAGACAGAUCUGGCACCUCCGACCCUUAUCUUGUGGUCACCCUCGGCAAUGCAAAGCAGUCUACACCCUCAAUCGCAAAGACUCUCAAUCCGGAAUGGAAGAUAUGCUUCGAUAUGCCAUUAACGGGCGUGCCCCUACUUGAAUGCAUGUGCUGGGACAAAGACCGAUUUGGCAAAGAUUACAUGGGCGAGUUUGAUAUACCGAUUGAAGAUAUCUUCCCCAACGGGCAGAUACAAACCCAGCCCAAAUGGUACAGGUUGAAUUCGCGGAGACCAGCAAGCAAGAAACAGAGCAACGUGUCCGGAGAAGUGUAUAUGCAAUUUUCUCUUGUCGAUUCUGCGAACCCAUCUGCUAGUCCGGAUGAGAUUCGGAAAAAAUUUCAAGCCUACCUGGGUGCUGAGGAAGAAGACGAUGAGUUGUCCCGGAUCUCCUCCCAAGCUGAUGAACUAGGCGGAGACGAAGACUUUGACGAUCUUGACGAGGAUCAGGAGGAAUCCGUUACCGAGACCGAAUCUCCGCCCAAACCAGAAAGUGCUGACAAGAAAGCGAAGAAGAAAAGACUCGCACGCCUUCGUCGCCGAUCGAUUGCGGCAAGAGCUUACAACUUCCUGUCAGAAGACACCGAUGUCAAUGGCGUUAUUUUCCUGGAGAUUGUCAAGAUCAUCGAUCUACCACCUGAACGCAACAUGACCCGAACCUCUUUCGAUAUGGACCCCUUCGUGGUUACUGCAUUGGGCCGCAAGAUCCUGCGAACCAAGGUGGUUCGGCACAACCUGAACCCAGUAUAUAAUGAGAAGAUGGUCUUUCAGAUCAAGCGCAAUGAGGUUGGCUACUCCUUCACAUUCAGUGUGAUCGAUCGAGACAGCUUGUCAGGCAACGACUUCGUGGCGUCGACAUCAUUUCCCCUCCAGAAAAUGAUCCAAGCCGCUCCACAAGAGGAUCCAGAGACUGGUCUUUAUGACCUUCCUGAGCCACCAGAAUAUUCACCUGCCAUGCAGCAAAAGGGUAGAUUCCGUAUACCCUUGUCGCGCACGACGUCAGCCAAUAGUCUAUCAAAGUUGUCGAGACCCGGUUUGAAAAAGGACGACUCUCAAAUAUCCCUGUCCAGCACCAGUAAUAGCACGAGUGGUGACGAUGUCAGUCGGCCCCCGCCGCCUACCAGCAUGCCAUCUGACGGCAAUGGAAAUAAUCUGAAGGUACCCUCUGUCACUGAACCUCCGCCAGUUCAACCGGUGGAGGACCCGACCAUGAUACCAUACGUGAUUCCACUGGAACUGAAAAACAAGGAACGAUGGGAAGACAAGCAUAGUCCCGAGCUCCACAUCCGAGGAAGAUAUCUGCCUUAUAAAGCGCUGAGGCAACAGUUCUGGAGAGCUAUGCUGAAGCAAUAUGACGCGGACGAAAGUAAGCGAAUCAGUAAGAUCGAAUUUACCACCAUGCUUGACACGCUAGGGUCGACCCUGAAAGAAUCAACCAUUGAUGGCUUCUUCAAGAGAUUCGCUGCCGAAAAUGAAGAUGUUGGAGAAGUGGAUUUGACCUUCGACCAGGCAGUGAUGUGUCUGGAGGAACAGUUACAAAAGAGUGGUCAAAAGAAGUCGCAACUCGAGAAGAUCAAGAGCGCCGAAAUAUUUUCAACAAACAAAGACGUCAUCCCAUCCAAAGUUAGCAACAACGAUGAAGUACCAACCAUUACACAAGAAGCCACUGGUGCUGCAGGUGAGGAGGGAAAGUUACUCGGGAACGAUCUUGCGGACGAAGGGGAUGAAGAGCACGUCAUUGAGAUCCGGGAGUGUCCAAUAUGUCACCAGCCGAAACUGAACAAGCGCACCGAAGCCGACAUCAUAACGCACAUUGCCACUUGUGCCAGCUCUGACUGGAGACAGGUCAAUAACUUGGUGAUGGGCGGGUUUGUGACCCAAAGCCAAGCCCAGCGGAAGUGGUACUCCAAGGUCAUCACCAAGAUCAGCUAUGGAGGCUACAAGCUGGGCGCUAAUAGCGCGAAUAUCCUUGUUCAAGACCGGAUCACGGGACAGAUCAACGAAGAACGAAUGUCUGUAUAUGUUCGUAUUGGCAUCCGUUUGCUCUAUAAAGGACUGGGCGCUGGCGAAAUGGAGAAGAAGCGAAUCAAAAAGAUGCUACGCUCGUUGUCAAUCAAACAGGGCAAGAAGUUUGAUGACCCUGCCUCGGUGGCUCAGAUUCCUGGAUUCAUUGCCUUCCAUCAGCUUGACAUGUCUGAAGUGCUGCUGCCAACAUCCGAGUUCAAGAAUUUCAAUGAAUUCUUCUAUCGAGCAUUGAAACCCAAUGCCCGCCCUUGCAGUGCACCGGACCGACCGGAAAUCAUCGUCUCCCCAGCAGAUUGUCGUUCUGUUGUGUUCAAUACAAUCGAUGACGCGACACGAAUCUGGGUCAAAGGCCGAGAUUAUUCGCUCGAGAAAUUAUUUGGCGAGGCAUAUCCACUAGAAGCCAAACGAUACAAAGGUGGAAGUAUGGGCAUCUUCAGACUUGCUCCCCAAGAUUACCAUCGUUUCCACAUUCCGGUUGAUGGGACCUUGGGAACCCCCAAGGCCAUUGAAGGCGAGUACUAUACAGUCAACCCCAUGGCAAUUCGAUCAGCAUUGGAUGUCUAUGGUGAGAACGUCAGGGUUUUGGUACCCAUCGACUCUAUUGCGCAUGGCAGAGUCAUGUAUGUCUGCAUCGGCGCCAUGAUGGUUGGUUCAACUGUUAUUACUCGGAAACCAGGAGAUCGGGUCAAGCGAGCUGAAGAGCUUGGAUAUUUCAAGUUUGGCGGCAGCACCAUACUUUUGUUUUUCGAACCAGGGAAAAUGGUAUACGACGGAGAUCUGGUCGAAAACAGUCUUGGGGCUCUGGAAACAUUGUUGCGUGCGGGUAUGUCCAUUGGACACACGCCGGACGUCGAGCCACACAAGCCGGACAUGAAGAAGGAUGAGAGCAGCAUUACCAUGGAAGACAGGCAGGAAGCCAGGCGGCGAAUUGAGGGCAGCAUUGCUCCCGAUAUGGGUAACUAUGGUAUAAUCCCUCCAGACACAGAGUCCGGCGAUGUGAUGGGCUCACUACAUCCGGCCAACAUCGCAUAA
Messenger RNA from Fonsecaea erecta, 3312 nucleotides. RefSeq names its product phosphatidylserine decarboxylase. Lineage: Eukaryota; Fungi; Ascomycota; Eurotiomycetes; Chaetothyriales; Herpotrichiellaceae. The transcript has 4 exons. Gene Ontology annotation, biological process: phospholipid biosynthetic process. The coding region runs from base 1 to 3312 and encodes 1103 amino acids. Gene Ontology annotation, molecular function: phosphatidylserine decarboxylase activity; calcium ion binding. The record is from RefSeq and is a predicted model, not a curated record.